ACACAAACCAAUUCUAUAUCUGUAUAAACACAUGAACGAGUCAACUCUUUCUUUCCACCUCUCUCUCUCUCAAAACCCAUUUCCAUAUGAGUGGUUGAAUUCCAUUUUGAGUUGGGUUUUCAUUUUGAAAUCUUGAUUUCUUUGGGUUGGGGAAAUCAAGAACAACAAGAAGGACAAGAAACAAAAACCCAUCAGAAAUCAUGUCCAUCCAAGCUGAGGAAAUGGAUUCAGGGGAGAAACGGCUCAAUGAACUUGGAUACAAGCAAGAACUCAGAAGAGAGAUGACUCUGUUCAAGACCCUAGCAAUAUCAUUUUCAACAAUGACACUUUUCACUGGAAUCACACCUCUGUACGGUUCAAGUCUGCAAUUUGCAGGACCAGCAACUCUUGUUUGGGGAUGGGUUGUGGUUUCUUUUUUCACUUGGUUUGUUGGUAUUGCUAUGGCUGAAAUCUGCUCCUCUUUCCCUACAACCGGUUCUCUUUACUUCUGGGCUGCCCAUUUAGCAGGCCCCAAAUGGGGACCAUUCUCAUCGUGGUGCUGUGCUUGGCUUGAGACAAUAGGCCUGAUUGCAGGCAUAGGAACACAGGCAUAUGCAGGGUCUCAGACUUUGCAAAGUAUCAUUCUAUUAUGCACUGGGACUAACAAAGAUGGAGGGUACUUAGCCCCAAAAUGGUUGUUCUUAUGUAUGUAUGUGGGUCUUACUGUCAUUUGGGCAUUCCUCAACACAUUUGCAUUAGAAGUCAUUGCUUUUAUUGAUAUCAUUUCAAUAUGGUGGCAGGUUAUUGGAGGAACGGUCAUAGUUAUUAUGCUUCCACUAGUGGCAACGACAAGACAAUCUGCUUCCUAUGUUUUCACUUCUUUCGAACUGGCAACAGAAUCAACCGGAAUAUCAAACAAAGUUUACGCAGCAAUUCUGGCUCUGCUUGUCAGUCAGUAUUCGCUAUACGGAUAUGAUGCUGCAGCACAUCUAACUGAAGAAACAAAAGGCGCAGACAAGAAUGGCCCGAUUGCAAUUCUUUCUAGCAUCGGGAUCAUUUCCAUAUUCGGAUGGGCUUAUAUUUUGGCCCUCACUUUCAGCAUUAAGGAUCCGAGCUACCUGUAUGAUAAAUCAAAUGAAACUGCCGGGACAUUUGUACCAGCUCAAAUACUCUAUGAUGCGUUCUAUGGGAGAUAUCAUAGUUCUACUGGAGCAAUCAUUUUACUCUUUGUCAUCUGGGGCUCGUUCUUCUUUGGUGGGCUUUCAAUCACAACUAGUGCAGCCAGAGUGGUGUAUGCUCUAUCAAGAGAUAAUGGAAUUCCAUUUUCAUCUAUAUGGCGAAAAGUGCACCCAAAACACAAAGUUCCCUCAAAUGCAGUGUGGCUUUGCGCAGCCAUCUGCAUUCUGCUCGGGCUCCCCAUCUUGAAAGUCAAUGUAGUCUUCACUGCCAUAACUUCCAUAUGCACGAUCGGUUGGGUUGGUGGUUACGCUGUUCCAAUCUUUGCAAGAUUGAUAAUGGCAGAGAAGAACUUCAAAGCUGGACCAUUUUAUUUGGGCAAAGCGAGAAGGCCUAUUUGCUUGAUAGCCUUCUUAUGGAUUUGUUAUACUUGUUCAGUUUUCCUUCUUCCAACAUUCUAUCCGAUUACAUGGAACACUUUCAAUUAUGCACCUGUCGCAUUAGGUGUUGGCCUAGCCCUCAUAAUGCUUUGGUGGGUGAUAGAUGCCCGAAAAUGGUUUAAGGGUCCAGUUAGGAACAUUGAUGCUCAAAAUGGGAAAGUCUAACUUUCACAGCUCAUGUAUUAUUUUUGAUGUUGAUUUUAUAUUGGCAAACAUUAUUUGCCUGAAGAUUUAGUAGAAUGAUACAACAUUGUCAAUCA
Camellia sinensis is the source of this 1855-nucleotide messenger RNA. Its product is annotated as amino-acid permease BAT1 homolog. Gene Ontology annotation, biological process: amino acid transport; transmembrane transport. Gene Ontology annotation, molecular function: transmembrane transporter activity. Gene Ontology annotation, cellular component: membrane. The record is from RefSeq and is a predicted model, not a curated record. Lineage: Eukaryota; Viridiplantae; Streptophyta; Magnoliopsida; Ericales; Theaceae.